Messenger RNA from Triticum aestivum (bread wheat), 4906 nucleotides. Its product is annotated as BRCT domain-containing protein At4g02110. The record is from RefSeq and is a predicted model, not a curated record. Bases 62 to 4585 code for a protein of 1507 amino acids. NCBI's taxonomy places the organism in Eukaryota, Viridiplantae, Streptophyta, Magnoliopsida, Poales, Poaceae. The transcript has 10 exons.
CCAGACCCCCCCCCCCCCCCCCCCCCGCCCCGCCCCCCCGGCACGGCCCUGACCGGCCGCCAUGGCUUCCCCCGGCGGCGACGACGACUUCGACGACCACGACCUCUUCGCCGGCGUCCGCUUCUUCCUCGUCGGCUUCGACAGCGUAUCCGAGUCCCAGUACCGGUCGGAGAUGGUGCGGCGCGGCGGCGCCGACGCCGGGCGGCUCGGCGGCGGGUGCACCCACGUCGUCGCCUGCGGCCGCGUCUACGACGACCCCGUGUGCGUGGCGGCUCGAGCGCAAGGGAACAAGGUCGUCAGCGAGCUCUGGGUGGACGAUAGCCUCGACCGGGGUUUUCUCGCCGACGCCGACAGGGUUAUUUACUGGCCAACGAAAGAUUUGAACGGAAUACCAGGCAGCGACUCGCUGCAGAUUUGUCUGACGGGGUACCAAAGGAAUGACCGUGAAGAUAUAAUGAAAAUGGUCUCUUUGAUGGGCGCACAAUUCUCCAAGCCUUUAUUAGGACAUGUAGUCACUCAUCUUGUGUGCUAUAAAUUUGAAGGUGAGAAGUAUGAGCUUGCCAAAAGGCUGGGAAUCAAGCUUGCUAAUCACCGGUGGUUGGAAGAUUGCUUAAAGUCAUGGGAAAUUCUUCCGGUAGAUGAUUAUAACAAGAGUAGUUGGGAACUAGAGAUAAUGGAGGUGCAAGCCAAGGAUUCAGAAGAUGAAGUAGAAGAUGAUCGAAAGCCAUUCAACAACAGAUCUGGAGUUAAGCACACUCCCAACCCAAAAAACAGCGUAGGAACUUCUCACAACCCUGAGGUUGAUGUACCUAUUAUUCCCAAUGAUAAUCAAAGUAUGGCUGUGGAUAGACAUCUGAACACUCCAGGUCAGAUCAGAAAGGAAGAGAAUGUCGUCAACAAGACACCUGAUAUCACAGCUCAAGGCACUCCUAACAUUAGUAGGUUGGCAAGUUCUGCUAACGCUGAUAGUGGUGCUCCCGUUCAAACUCCUCCUGUUAUCAGUGGCAAUAGAGAGGAAGUUGCAGUAAGAAAUUUGAACAAUCCAAAUCAGGUCCAGCCAGCGGAAUACAAAUAUGUUGGUACAGACAUUGCAAGUGGUACAUUGGGCACCCCAAGCUCAAGCAGGAUGACAGUUUCUGCUAACCAUCAUUCCCAUUCCCCAGAUGAGACCCUCAAGGUACCAAAGAACAUAGCAACUCCUAUAGCAAUCAAUGCAGGUGCCCACAGUGCUAGCAUGGAGGUUGAUGGAUCAGUGGUUAACAAUGGCAAUGCAGAAGUUUCUGAAUCAGGGAUUGAAAAAACGAUUCCUUGCCAGUAUGCUGGUGUAACCUCUAAAAAGGGCUCCAGUAGUGCAAGUACAACAGAAAAACAAACAACAUCACCGAAGAAGGUUCCACUUAGCAGAGUGGCGAGUGCCCUUGCUAAGAAGCAACAGGGUGUUUCCACCAAGGUAAAUGAUGCACAUGUAGGAUCCAAUUUGGAGUUGAGUAAGGUGACUUCUCAGGAAAAUAUUGAGACCCAUUCCUCAGAUGAGACCCUGAUGGUACAAACGAACAUAGCAACUCCUAGGGCAAAGAACCCAGGUGCCAAGAGGCCCCACAGUGCUAACAUGGAGGUUGAUGGAUCAGUGGUUGACAAUGGCAAGGCAGUAGUUUCUGAAUCAGAGACUGACAAAACAAUUCCUCACCAGCAUGCUGGCGCAACCUCUGAAAAGGGCACCAGUAGUGCAAGUGCAACAGAAAGAAAAGCAAAGUCCCCAAAGAAGGCUCCAGUUGGUGGAAUGAGAAGAAGUGCUCUUGCGAAGAGGCAACAGGGUGUUCACACUAAGACAAAUGAUGCGCAGGUAGGAUCUGAUUUGGAGUUGGGUAAGGUGACUUCUCAGGAAAAUAUCGAGAUCCAUUCCUCAAGUGAGGCUCUCAUGGUACCACAGAACAUAGCAACUCCUAAAGCAAGGAAUGCAGGUGCCAAGAGGCCCCGUGGUGCUAGCAUGGAGGUUGAUGUAUCAGUGGUUGGCAAUGGUAAGGCAGCAGUUUCUGAAUCAGAGACUGGCAAAAUGAUUCCUUGCCCGCAUGCUGGUGCAACCUCUGAAAAGGACACCAGUAGUGCAAGUGCAACAGAAAGAAAGACAACACCUCCAGAGAAGGUUCCAGUUGGUGGAGCGAGAAGAAGUGGCCUUGCGAAGAGACAGCAGAGUGUUCGCACCGAGUUAAAUGAUGCACAUGUAGAAUCUGAUUUGGAGUUGAGUAAGGUGAUUCCUCAGGAAAAUAUCGAGACAGACCCUAAGAGGUUCUGUGGCGGUGCAAAUGAUGAUGAACAUGGAAGAAAGUCACCCAAGAAGUUGCCUAAUACAAGAGUGAAAAAUACAGUUGUUAAGAAGUCUCGAAAAUCUGACACCAGCACGACCAUUGAAUCACCAGUUGAUAAAGCUGAAACAGUCCCUGCAGAGUCACUGUUUGAUGACUUGUUUCCUUCAGAAAAUGUUAAAGAUGACCCCAAAAAGCUUUCAAGCAGUGCUAGUGUGGAUGGUUGUGCCACAGUUUCCCCUGAGAACAUAUUGAGAACUAGAGUUAGGAAAGUGGUUGCCAAGAGGAAAUUAAAAAAUGUGGAAGACAAGUCAGGCAGCAAGCAUUGCAAAAUUGGUAGUAGCAUUGUAUCUGCAGCUAAAGCACUCUCAUCAGAGAGAAUAGAGAGUGCAUGCAAUAUCGAGAAAGCAACUGCCGAUCAAGACUCCCUGAAGGGCAAUAAUGAUGGUGUGAGAGAUGUAUCUGUAUUGUCUUGCAAAGAUACUGUCACUGUGGACAAGUCAGAAGGAAUGCACAAUUCCAAGUUGAGAAGUAAUGGAAGAAAUAAAGCUCCUGCUUCAGAGCAUGAUAAUGAUAACCAACAAGACCAUGGUGAUCUUAGCUCUAAAACCAGUUGUGGAAAUGGUGGUUUGAAUUCCAAAUUUGCUUUGAAAUCAAAGAAGAACAAAACAGAUAUGCUUGACAAGCAUGGAGAGAUUGACAAGUCAGAAGGAAUGCACACCUCUAAGUUGAGAUGCAGUAAAAGGAAUCAAACUCCUGCUUCUGACCAGGACAACGAUAACGGACAAGACCAUGGUAGCAAAGAUACUGUCACUGUAGACAAGUCAGAAGGAACUCGCAAUUCUAAAUUGAGAUCUAGUGCAAGAAAUAAAGCUCCUGCUUCAGAACAUGACAAUGAGAACCAGCAAGACCAUGGUGGCAAAGACACUGUCACUGUAGACAAGUCAGAAGGAAUGCACAAUUCUAAGUUGAGAAGUAGGGGCAGAAAUAAAGCUCCUGCUUCAGACCAUGGCACUGAGAACCGACAAGUCCAUGGUAGUAAAGAUACUGUCACCGUAGACAAGUCAGAAGGAACACACAAUUCUAAGCUGAGAUCUAGUGCAAGAAAUAGAACUCCUUCAGACCAUGACAAUGAGAACCGACAAAACCAUGAUCUGAAUUCCAAAUUUGCCUUGGAAUCCAAUUGUGGAAAUGGUGAUCUCAAUUCCAAAUUUACUUUGGAAUCAACGAAGAACAACACAGAUGUUGUUGACAAGCAUGGAGGGACAGAAGGAAAUGGAGCUGGAACCUUGAUCACAUUGGACCCUGCAUGCUUUAUUUUAAGUGGACAUCGUCAUCAGAGAAAAGAUUAUCGGUCAAUACUUAGACGCCUGAAGGGACGAGUUUGCAGGGAUUCACAUCAUUGGUCAUAUCAAGCAACACAUUUUAUUGCCCCUAACCCCCUAAGGAGAACUGAGAAGUUCUUUGCAGCAGCUGCUGCAGGCAGGUGGAUCCUCAAGAGUGAUUACUUGACCUCUUGCAAUGAGGCUAGCAAGUUAUUGGCUGAAGAGCCGUUUGAAUGGUCUGGUACGGGCCUCAAUGAGGGUGAAACGAUUAGCUUUGAAGCUCCCAGGAAAUGGCGUGUUCUAAGGCAGCAGAUGGGUCAUGGUGCCUUCUACGGAAUGCAGAUAGUCAUCUACGGACAACUCAUUGCUCCAUCACUGGAUACGGUGAAGCGCGCGGUGCGUGCAGGCGACGGCAACAUCCUAGCAACCGCACCGCCAUACACCAAGUUCCUGAACUCCGGCGUCGACUUUGCCGUGAUCUCAGCGGGCAUGCCCAGCGCAGACGCAUGGGUCCAAGAGUUCAUCCGUCACGACAUCCCAUGCAUCAGCGCCGACUAUCUGGUCGAGUACGUCUGCAAGCCUGGCUACUCCCUGGACACGCAUGUCCUCUUCAAGACGAACCGUCUGGCCAACAAGUCCCUGGACAAGCUGCUGAAGAGUCAGCAGGAGGUGGCCAUGGAUAACCUGGAAGAAGCAUCUGAGGACGACGGCGACGAUGACCUGAGCUGUGCAGCCUGCGGGAGCACGGACCGGGCAGAGGUGAUGCUGAUCUGCGGCAGUGAGGACGGCACGGUCGGCUGCGGGGUCGGCACGCACAUCGACUGCUGCGACCCGCCCCUGGACCGCGUCCCGGACGACGACUGGCUGUGCCCCAAGUGCGAGGCGCCCAAGGCCAAGAAGAAACCCCCGAGGGGCGCGGCGAGCAAGUCUAGAGGGUCAUCCAAGCAGCGGAGGUGAUUCUGGUUCUCUCGUCUUGUGUAGUACGCUCCCUGCUUUAUCGAACAGACAGAAUAAAUAGUGUAACAGUUAGCACCAGUGUAAUAUAAAGCUUUGACAUCGACAGAAAUGCCGCCUCAGCAUUUCUCUUGUAAUAGUUGGUCUUUUCCAUCCACUUGGCUUUUAUCAGUGUGCAGUGAUAGUGAUUAUGAUUUGCUGUAAAACCUUCCGAACCGAGGAGUGUCUUCUGCAACAUCCAUUUCAUUUGUUUUUUUUUUGGUGUAUGCGACUUCCAUUCAAUUUCCCUCUGUUCACAAAUAUAAGAUGUUCUGGAUAUUUCAA